This is a messenger RNA of Candidula unifasciata, 2202 nucleotides long. Lineage: Eukaryota; Metazoa; Mollusca; Gastropoda; Stylommatophora; Geomitridae. The record is from the annotation of a GenBank genome assembly.
AUGCCUCUGGCACUAAAUGCCGACCCGUGGCGCCCUGUAGAACUAACUCAUGACAGCACUGAGACUGGCAGCAAUGAGGAUAUGCUGCUUGAUGACCAGGGGGAAUCUGAGAAUGAGCUGGAGAUAACAAGUGUCACAAAAGGUGGUCAGAAGGCUGAUCCAAGUCACUUUGAGUUGCUGAAAGUUUUAGGUCAAGGAUCCUUCGGCAAGGUGUUCCUGGUGCGAAAGAUUACAGCUCCUGAUGCUGGGACCUUGUACGCCAUGAAAGUGCUUAAAAAGGCCACACUGAAAGUACGUGAUCGUCAGAGAACAAAGAUGGAGAGAGACAUACUGGCAGACGUAAACCACCCAUUUAUAGUGCGACUUCACUAUGCAUUUCAAACAGAGGGCAAGCUAUACCUGAUUUUGGGCUUUCUUAGAGGAGGGGAUUUAUUCACCAGAUUAUCUAAGGAGGUAAUGUUUACAGAAGAAGAUGUCAAGUUCUACCUGGCAGAGUUGGCCUUGGCCCUUGACCACUUACACGGUUUGGGGAUUGUCUACCGAGAUUUGAAGCCAGAGAACAUUCUUCUAGAUACAGAGGGCCACAUCAAGUUAACAGAUUUUGGAUUGAGCAAAGAGUCCAUAUUUGAGGAGAACAAGACCUAUUCCUUUUGUGGUACAGUGGAGUACAUGGCCCCCGAGGUGGUCAAUAGGAAAGGUCAUGGGACGCCUGCAGAUUGGUGGUCAUAUGGGGUGCUUAUGUUUGAAAUGCUAACGGGAGCUUUGCCUUUCCAAGGCGCUAACAGGAAGGAGACAAUGACACAAAUACUGAAGGCAAAACUUGGCAUGCCACCUUUCCUUAGCCUAGAGGCACAAAGUCUGCUUCGAGCCUUGUUUAAACGCAACCCUGCCAACAGAUUAGGAUCUGGUGUGCAUGGUGUAGAGGAGCUGAAACGACACCCAUUUUUCGCCACAAUCAAUUGGAACAAGCUUCUAAAACGGGAGAUACAGCCUCCGUUCAAACCUGCUGUUGUACAGACGGAUGAUGCAUUCUACUUUGAUAAAGAAUUUACCUCCAAAACUCCGAAAGAUUCUCCUGGGAUACCUCCAAGUGCUACAGCUCAUGAACUCUUCAGAGGAUUUAGCUUCAUCGCACCAGCAUUACUUGAAAGUGAAAGUCCUCCUCCACCUGAACGCCUUAAUAACAACAGUCUUGCCAAACUUCCAGGUGUCAAAACAUCAUCCUUUAGUGAUGACUAUGAGAUAAGAGAGGACAUUGGCAGUGGCUCAUAUUCUGUCUGUAAGCGAUGCAUUCAUAAGGCCUCUGGACACAGCUAUGCAGUCAAGAUAAUGGAUAAAGAUAAAAGAGACCCUUCAGAAGAGGUGGAGAUUCUGUUGAGAUUUGGGCAUCAUCCAAAUGUGAUCACCCUCAGAGAUGUGUUUGAUAAUGGGAGCAAGGUGUACCUGGUCACGGAACUGAUGCAAGGGGGAGAAUUGCUGGACAAAAUACUACGACAGAAGUUUUUCUCGGAACGUGAGGCCAGCAGUGUUUUGCAGAUAAUAGCCAAAACAGUAGAAUACUUGCAUGCCAAUGGGGUGGUGCACAGAGAUCUGAAACCUUCCAACAUUUUGUAUGCUGAUGACAGCUACUCCCCCGGCAGCUUGCGUAUCUGUGAUUUUGGCUUUGCCAAGCAGCUUCGGGCUGAGAAUGGUCUUCUAAUGACUCCCUGUUACACAGCAAACUUUGUGGCUCCAGAGGUACUGAAACGCCAGGGCUACGAUGCAUCUUGUGAUAUCUGGAGUCUUGGAGUUUUGCUGUACACCAUGCUAGCAGGGUACACGCCAUUUGCAAAUGGCCCAAACGAUACACCAAAUGACAUCCUGGCCAGAAUAGGAGAGGGCAAGUUUUCAUUGGUUGGUGGAAACUGGGAGUCGGUGUCUCCACAAGCAAAAGACCUGGUGAAGCGCAUGCUGCAUAUUGACCCACACAAUCGACUCACAGCCACUCAGGUGUUGAACCACCCCUGGAUCGCUCAGCGGGAUUCUCUACCUCAUCUCAGGCUGACCUUGCAAGAUGCACAGCUAGUAAAGGGUGCUGUUGCAGCCACAUUCAAAGCUUUGAAUGAUCAAAAUCUGAAGCAAGCUACCUUAGAACCAGUUGGUGCAUCCAGACUGGCUCAGCGCCGGGGGAAACCCCGUCCAAAAAGUUCAACAGAACUAUAA